UGUCUCCGGGGCUUUACAGGAACCUUCCUCCUGCUCGGCCUCUCAGUGGAGACACGGCAGGUGAGAGGGCUGAGGGAGAGGACGUUCCUGUAGCAGCUCCUGCCCCCCAGAUACUACCAGGAACAUUCUGGUGGAAACGGGCCUUCUGUCUCCGGCUGUCCGCUGCGGCUCUGCGCGGCUGGACGGACUCACACGUGGAGCUUCUGUGUUUUUGCCGGGAUCAGGAAAUGCUUUUGUUCUUUCCGCUUUCGUACCAGCCAAUGAUCAGUGAGCGAGCGGUCACGUGCGUGAGCAGCAGUCGGGUGUGUUUCCGGGUUUGUCCGGUUAGUGGAGGCAACGGGAGAGAAGAGAUCAGCCCGUCAGGAUUUACUGGGAGAACUGGAGGACACACACACCGCUGUCAGCCACCGGCCACCUGCUGCACAGAGCACCUGUCUGUCUGCCUGCCUGUCUGUCCUCCUGUCUGUCUGCCUGCCUGCCUGUCUGUCUGUCCUCCUGUCUGUCUGCCUGCCUGCCUGUCUGUCUGUCCUCCUGUCUGUCUGCCUGCCUGUCUGUCUGUCUGUCUGUCUGUCCUCCUGCCUGUCUGUCUGUCUGUCUGUCCUCCUGUCUGUCUGCCUGCCUGUCUGUCCUCCUGUCUGUCCUCCUGUCUGUCCUCCUGUCUGUCUGCAUCAUGUCCAAACAGAAGGCUUGUGGUAAGACGCUGAUCAUCGCAGACGAUGAGGAGGCAGAAGCAGACGAGGCAGACCUGAACCCGUUUUCAUACCGAGAGUUCCUCCGCUGGAAGAACCUGGAGCCCACAGACAGACAGGAGGAAGAGGAGGAGGAUGAAGGCUGGGAGCGGAGCUGCCAGUCAGCCACAGCAGACAGCACCUCCUCCCUCUGCACCGAGGAGGAGGAGGAGGAGACGAGGUUCUCCUCGCAGCCUGAGGCCCGGCAGGGAGGAGGAGGAGGAGGAGGAGGAGGAGGAGCAGGAGGGGAGGGGGAGAACUACGAGGGCGAUGAUGAGACGUCCAUGGCCGAGCCGCUCGCCUCCUGCAGGAAGAGGAGCAGCAGGAGCAGCCAGCUGCAGCAGCUGAAGGAGGAGAACGUGGUUUUGAGGAGAACCAUCAGGGAGCUGCAGAAGAAAUUAGACACUAACGAGCAAAGGGUGGGGCAGCUGUCAGAGGAGCUGGUGCAGAGGAGGCGUCAGGAGGAGAAGGAGGCGCAGGACCUGGAGAGCAUGGUGCACUCUGUGGAGCAGAACCUGCACCUGAUGACCAAGCGAGCACUGAAGGCAGAAAGCAGCGUCUCCAAACUGAAACUGGAGCUUCAGCAGCUGCAGGGUCAGGCUGAAGCCUACCGGUUGGAGAACGAGUGUCUGAAGGCGGCAGAGUCGGAGGUCGUCAUGACGAUGAGACACAACGCCCAGCUGGCAUCAGAGUACCUGCAGAAGAGUGCGAGCCUGGCACGCUCCAGCGUCCGACAGCUGCUGGGAGAGGCCGAGACCCUCACUCUGGUCUCUCAGCUGCUGCAGUCCAUCGACAAGAUAUCCCACCUGAACCCUGAGUCCUGAACCCACCACACCUCCACCUUGUAUCCAGACGUCCACCUGAACCCACCAGACCUCCACCUGAUCCCCCAGACCUCCACCUGAUCCUCCAGACAUCCACCUGAACCUUUCGGACCUCCACCUUUAAUCCAGAUCUCCAGACUCAGAAGCUCUGCACUGGAUCUUAACAUUGGGAUGGUCCCUGCCAGACAGGAGGACAUGGUUGCCACGGUAACAGACCAAAGAGACUGCCGGGUCCUGUAGCAGCAGGGAGGACCAGGUCAGAGGUCUGGACGUCAGGAGGUCAUUAAUCAUGUCAUUAAUGAAAGGGAGCAUGAGGUUUCUUUUUUUUAAAUUUGUAACAAUGUUACCAUAAAUGUUGCCGCUGUAGCUUUUUGAAACUCUGCAUGGACCCACAGCCACCAGGAGGGCUCCACCCCCUGACUCUGUUCAGCUUCUGCAGCGCCCCCUGCAGGUCGGUGGAACAUCUCCCUGAAUAGAUUAUCACUGCUAAAAUCAAUUUUUUUUGUGUUUAAUACUACAAAUUAUUACAUUACAGUCAGUUGACAUUAAAAUCAGCAUAGUCAUUAAAAUUUGGCAGUGAACUCUCUGCUGGUGCUCGCUGCGUUCCACCGGAGGAAGACUGGAACAGCAGAACUGAUGAUGAGUUGGUUGGUUGGUGCGUUAUAAGGAGGAACACUGCGGAUCAUUGUGGAGGACGUGAACACUUUGAUCCGAGUUUUUGACUUUUGCCAGUAAACAGUUUGUGGGCGGAGCCUGCGGGUCGUCACAUCAACACAUCACUGAUUUACAGCUGCAUCGACCUGCCAACAGAAACACAGUCACACCGACUCUGACCUGAAUCCAGUCAAAAUGCUUUGAAAAAAGACCAAAUAUGUCAAUUUAACACCACAAAAAAAUAUUUUUUGUGAAUAUUUUUUAGAAGAAAUAACAUUUGAGUAAUUGCUUUGCAAGUAGAAAAUGUUACAGUGUUAGAUCACAUGCAUGUGAUAUACAUUUUCUGCUGUUCUUCUGCUGAAUGUUUGGUGAAGGCUGAGUGAAGUGAAGCGGUGAACCAAAGAGAGAGUGUGUGUGUGUGUCACACACUCUGAGCUGUGUCUGCUAAUGUGUGUGUGAAGACUGAAACUGAUCCUUAAUAAAUACUGAAUACUG
Molecule: messenger RNA, 2701 nt
Organism: Myripristis murdjan (pinecone soldierfish)
Lineage: Eukaryota; Metazoa; Chordata; Actinopteri; Holocentriformes; Holocentridae
Gene: entr1
Product: endosome associated trafficking regulator 1
Exons: 9
Coding region: 671-1552 (293 amino acids)
Biological process (GO): positive regulation of cilium assembly; regulation of cytokinesis; positive regulation of protein localization to cilium
Cellular component (GO): recycling endosome; early endosome; midbody
Source: RefSeq, a predicted model, not a curated record